UUUCAUAUCAAGGUAAACACUUCAACUACGCAAUUCAAUGUACGAAAAUAAUAUAAAACGCGUUCAAAUGAUAUAAAACUUAGGCCUAAAACUAACUACAUACUUCUACCAACUUCCAAACCAAAAAAAUGACGACCAUAUUUCCUAUAAUUCUAUACUUAACCUCAUUAAUCAACAUAGUUCUAGCAGUAGAUUACAUCCCUAAGGAUCAUAUCCUUGUAAAUUGUGGUACUUUCGACCGGAAAACAACCGAUCCCGACGGCCGAAUAUGGAGCUCCGAUAAGGGUUCUAAGUAUUUGGUAUCAUCCAAAGGCACCUUUAGAGCUAGUGCUAAGACUCAAGCACCGGAUGUUGGUAGGGUUCCUUACAUGUCCGGUAGGGUGAUGUACUCCAAUGCUACGUACAACUUCCCCAUUUCGCCCGGUCGUGUUUUUCUCCGGCUUUACUUCUACCCCAACGUGUAUUCCCGGUCGAAUGCGGCCAAUGCCGUGUUCUCCGUCACGGUUGGAUCAUACGCCUUGCUUAGGAACUUUAAUGUAUAUAAAGCUACUCAAAAGCUUGAUGUUCAUUACUUAGUCAAAGAGUAUUAUAUCAAUGUUGAUAGUGGAAUUUUGACCGUAACGUUUUCUCCCUCGUAUAAUACGUUUGCUUUUGUGAAUGGUAUUGAGGUUGUGUCUAUGCCUAGCCUCUAUGACAAUGAAGAUGGAGACAACAUUAUCGGCGCGAGUAGCCCUUUUCAGAUUGAAAAUUCUACUACUCUUGAGAGUUUGUACCGGCUUAAUGUAGGCGGAAACUAUAUUUCGCCUACUAAAGAUGAGCUUUUCAGGUCAUGGUAUGAUGACUCGCCUUAUCGGUCAAGCUACAUGCUAGGUGUUGCUGAAGUUGCCGAUCCAGGACUAACCAUAACAUAUCGAAAGUCCUUGCCCUCCUACACCGCCCCCGUCGAUGUCUACACCACGGCAAGGUAUAUGACACCGGACAGCUUCCGCAACCUCGAAUUCAACCUAACAUGGUUGCUCCCCAUUGAUACUAGGUUUGCUUACUUGGUGAGGCUACAUUUUUGUCAAAUUCUCUCAAACAUUGACAAAGUCAACCAAAUGGUGUUCAACAUCUACGUCAAUAAAAUAACCGCAUUUUCAGCCGUUGAUGUUAUUGCGUUGACAAACAGCAAUGGAGCUCCUUAUAUUAUGGAUUUUGUGGUGAUUAUGCCCAUUACUAAAGAUCCUAAACAAGAUUUGCGGGUUGAAUUAAACCCGAGUACCAAAUAUAGACCACAAUACUAUAAUGCAUUUUUAAAUGGGUUGGAGAUUUUUAAGAUUAAUAAUACUGAUGGUAUUCUAACAAUUUAGAUCCAAUAAUUACAUGUAUAUUUAAUAAUGCCGUUAUUUUAGCUUCAACCAUUAUCAUGCACGUCUAAUUGUUAUUACUCCGUGAUUAGUGGAUUUCUUCUUUAAUUGUACUAUACUUAAUGAUAUCGUGAGUAUAUGACUAUAUGAUAU
Molecule: messenger RNA, 1499 nt
Organism: Chenopodium quinoa (quinoa)
Lineage: Eukaryota; Viridiplantae; Streptophyta; Magnoliopsida; Caryophyllales; Amaranthaceae
Product: receptor-like protein kinase FERONIA
Exons: 2
Coding region: 129-1349 (406 amino acids)
Molecular function (GO): protein kinase activity
Source: RefSeq, a predicted model, not a curated record